CUGCCACCACCCACAAUUAGACUUCCUCCUUCACUUGCUCGGACGUCACACACCGUGUCCCACCAGUCCCUGGACCUUGCUGUCCGGUGCACAUCUGGUUACCAUGGAGGCCUUGGAGCCUUCCUGGCACCUUCUGUUUCUUCCCGUGGUCCUAACUGUCGGAGGAUUAAGUCCCGUCCAGGCCCAGAGUGAAUGCAACUGCUCUCCCGUGAGCCCGGGUGUACUGGCUGGAAUUGUGCUGGGCGACUUGGUUCUGACAUUGCUCAUUGCCCUGGCUGUGUACUCUCUGGGUCGCCUGGUCCCUCGAGGUAAAGGGACUGCAGAUGGGACCCGGAAACAGCACAUUGCUGAGACCGAGUCACCUUAUCAGGAGCUUCAGGGUCAGCGGCCGGAAGUCUACAGUGACCUCAACACGCAGAGGCAGUAUUACAGAUGAGCCCACACUAUGGCCAUCCGUCGGCAGCCUGAUGCCUGGAUCCAGUCAUUCCGGAUACCCGCUCAACAUGCCCUCCCUGGGAUCAGGACACCC
Messenger RNA from Acomys russatus (golden spiny mouse), 529 nucleotides. RefSeq names its product transmembrane immune signaling adaptor TYROBP (gene Tyrobp). The transcript is spliced from 5 exons. The coding region runs from base 104 to 436 and encodes 110 amino acids. NCBI's taxonomy places the organism in Eukaryota, Metazoa, Chordata, Mammalia, Rodentia, Muridae. Gene Ontology annotation, cellular component: cell surface. Gene Ontology annotation, biological process: negative regulation of B cell proliferation; microglial cell activation involved in immune response; neutrophil activation involved in immune response. Gene Ontology annotation, molecular function: signaling receptor binding. The record is from RefSeq and is a predicted model, not a curated record.